UAUCUUUUUUGUUAGAAUUGCCUAAGUCUGAAAGGGUUCCCUAACAAGGUUCUAAACAAUAUCAUAUUUAGAGCUGGAAGGAAAUUUUAGAAAUGCAGAACAGAUAAAAUAUUUGCCUACUGUCCUAAUACUAAGUAUAAAACUUGAAUCCGGAUCCUGUUUCUAAAUUUGGUGCUCUUUACAAUUUAUCAAGCUACCCAAUGGUGCUGGUUGAUCUUGUUCAAGGCUUUCCUUCCUCAUGUUAAUCUUUUCCAUAUCCUCCCCCUUUUUAGCUUCCUUUAAAGCUCAGAGAGCCAUUAAAAAAAAAAAUCUCUGCAGGUGACAGUGCUUCCCACAUUCAUACACCUUCCUUUUCCUGUAGUAGAAUGGAACUCAAAUACAUUGAAUUGGAGGGUGUCUUACUUGGUAACUUUUUAAAAAAAAUAAAAUCCACUCACUUCUGGGUAGAAAUCAAACCUAAUCAGUUUCGUUUGUACCUAGUAAAUAGUGUUUGGGUGGGUUUCAAGACAAUAAUAGCUAAUAGAUAACAUUCAUAUAGGCACUGUGCUAAGCCCUUAACAAGUAUGAUUUUAUUUAAUUUCACUUAUUUCUACUAUUUAUCCUUAAAUAAUCUAAAAUUUUAAAUAUUUGCAGGACCAAAUCUAAGCAAUGAAUUAAUUACUCCCAUAAGGUAGUUUAUACAGUGCUGAAGUACAUUUGACAACAGCAUCAUUUUACAGAGAAACAAGAUUUGAAACUAAAGUAGUAUUCUCUCAUCACCUUAUUAUCACAAGCAUUUGUAAACCAAAGAUAAGAUACAUAAGGCAUAAAUACAAAAAAAAUACAUAAAGCGAAUCCGUGGAUUUGAAUUAUGUAAAAUCAUUAACCGAAUAUACUGAUUUUUUAAGCGAAAAAGGUUCCAUUUACAGAAUCUUUCAUAGUGGCUUUUUAAACUUUAAAGAGCUGUCAUUGACUUUGAGCCUUGACAAUGAACUAAGCGGAUUGUCCAGGCAGCAAGACGGUUUUCUCGGUCUUUUAUAUUCAGGCAACAACCAAAGUCGCACAGAGACCAAAAAGUCCAAGAUAAUAUCACUCGAUGUAUUCGAAUAAUCAAGUCUUGGCUAUAGAUUCAUUGGCUCAUUUUUGCAUUUCCCCUCACGCUCCUUCAUCCAAAAGACUACUGGGUUUCUUGGAACCGAGAUCAAAAAUCGUAGGAAACCCAUUUCACUUUUCACGGACCGGGAAGGUUUUCAAUUUUGAAUUUCCGUACCCAUUUAGGUCAGGAUAGUCACGUGGUCUGUCACGUGUCCGAAAACUUCGUUCCAAUGCUCCAACUGCUUGGAGCAAGGAGCUCGGUAAGGUCAGAGUUACCCUUACAACUGCCUCCCUUCGAGAACCGAAUGGAAACGACACUCUCCAGAUUCCGAACACCAAUUUUUCUACAAACCUCCUCUACGGCAGCUCUGGCUCAGCCCAAGCAAAAACUACAGCUAAAGAGAAGGAGGAGUCUCUUCUCGCGCGCACUGAUUCCAAAAUUGUCUGUGCUGCCUCCUCCCCUUCUCUCUUCCAAGGCAGGAAGCUAAAAAGAAAACUUUUCCCAAACAUCCCCAAAUAUGCUUUUAUCUCUAAAGAAGAAGUCGCUUUUACUUCCAAGUAGGGGCUUUGGUCACUGCUCUUUUCUCCCCUCAAGUACUUCAAAAGCAGAACUACUUUUUUGUCUUCUCACUCCGCUUGGACUGCGGCAGUUACGCCGUCAUCAGCGUCGGAAACGUCACGACGUCGUGAGGUCGCUACGCUGCAUGGCUACAGGAAAGAGUCGGAGUUAGGAGGAGGGGGAGGGCUGGACCCUAAAGUGAAUAUCUCCGUUAGGCCCCACCGCGGCCUAGGGCAGUCCACCUUUUGGAAGCUUUCCCUCUCGGGUUAUGGCUGAACACUCGGCUUCCAGACAUCCUGUGCCUCCCAUUGAGUCGGAACUCUAUUUCCUCAUCGCUCGGUACCUGUCUGCCGGUCCUUGCAGGAGAGCAGCCCAGGUGCUGGUACAGGAACUGGAACAGUACCAGUUGUUGCCGAAGAGACUGGAUUGGGAAGGCAAUGAAUAUGACUGGAAAUAUGAAGACUUGGUCUUGUCAAAUAAGCAUGUGGCACCUGAUCAUCUGUUGCAAAUCUGUCAGCGUAUUGGCCCUAUACUGGAUAAAGAAAUUCCACCUUGUAUUUCCAGAGUUACAUCUUUACUUGGUGCAGGAAGGCAGUCUUUGCUACGUACUGCAAAAGAUUGCCGGGAUACAGUUUGGAAGGGCUCUGCUUUUGCUGCUCUUCAUAGAGGAAGACCACCUGAAAUGCCGGUAAAUUAUGGUUCUCCACCAAACCUUGUGGAGAUAAAUUAUGCAAGACAACUUACGGGAUGUGCCUCGUUUAGCAUGGCAUUUCCAGGAAGUAUGUAUCAACACAUUAAAAUGCACAGGAGGAUUUUGGGACAUCUCUCUGCUGUUUACUGUGUUGCAUUUGAUAGAACAGGACACAGAAUCUUUACUGGUUCAGAUGAUUGUUUGGUAAAGAUAUGGUCAACACAUAAUGGCAGGUUGUUGGCCACAUUGAGAGGCCAUUCCGCAGAAAUUUCUGAUAUGGCUGUGAACUAUGAAAAUACUAUGAUCGCUGCAGGAAGUUGUGAUAAAAUAAUUAGAGUGUGGUGCUUGAGAACUUGCGCCCCAGUUGCUGUGCUUCAGGGGCACACUGGAUCAAUUACAUCUUUACAGUUUAGUCCAAAGGCUAAUGGUUCUGAGAGAUACAUGGUGUCUACUGGUGCAGAUGGAACGGUUUGCUUUUGGCAGUGGGACUUAAAUUCCAUGAAAUUCAGUAAUCGUCCUUUGAAAUUCACUGAAAAACCUAGACCUGGGGUUCAAAUGCUUUGUUCAUCUUUUAGUGUUGGUGGCAUGUUCUUAGCAACAGGUAGUACUGAUCAUGUAAUCAGAAUGUAUUUUUUGGGCUUCGAAAUGCCUGAAAAAAUAGCAGAACUUGAAAGCCACACUGACAAAGUUGAUAGCAUCCAGUUUUCUAACAAUGGUGAUCGCUUCUUAAGUGGUAGCAGAGAUGGAACAGCAAGAAUUUGGAAAUUUGAACAACCAGAAUGGAAAAGUAUUUUACUGGAUAUGGCAACAAGAUUGUCACGCGACUUAUGUUCUGAGGAAGAGAAAUUUAUGAAACCUAAAGUAACAAUGAUAGCUUGGAACCGGAAUGAUACCCUUGUUGUCACUGCUGUAAACGACCAUGUACUCAAAGUAUGGGAUUCUCAUACUGGACAGCUACUUCAUAACUUGGUGGGACAUACAGAUGAAGUAUUUGUUUUGGAGACACAUCCCUUUGAUUCCCGGAUUAUGCUAUCUGCAGGUCAUGAUGGAAAUAUAUUUAUAUGGGAUAUUACAAAAGGCAUUAAGACAAAGCAUUACUUCAAUAUGAUUGAGGGACAAGGACAUGGAGCUGUAUUUGACUGUAAAUUUUCAUCAGAUGGGCAGCAUUUUGCUUGUACAGAUUCUCAUGGACAUUUGCUGAUUUUUGGAUUUGGAUGCAGUAAACCUUAUGAGAAGAUUCCUGAUCAGAUGUUCUUUCAUACUGACUACCGACCCUUGAUUCGUGAUUCAAACAAUUAUGUCUUAGAUGAACAGACCCAACAGGCUCCUCAUCUUAUGCCUCCUCCAUUUUUGGUGGAUGUAGAUGGCAAUCCUCACCCAACUAAAUAUCAAAGAUUAGUACCAGGAAGAGAGAAUUCCGCAGAUGAACAUUUAGUUCCUCAGCUUGGAUAUGUGGCAACAAGUGAUGGAGAGGUCAUUGAACAGAUAAUAAGCCAACAUACCAAUGAUGUGGAUGAACAAAACCCAGAAGCCAGAGUUGUUCUUGAUGGAAUGAUAAGACAGUUACAACAACAGCAAGAUCAGAGAAUAGGAGCAAACCAAGAUGUUUUUCGAAAUGAUUUUCCAGAUGGGGAAGAAACACCGAGAAGAGGUUUUAGAAGACUAAGUUUAGAUGUUCAGUCCCCUCCAAACAUUGGCCUACGUCGUAGUGGGCAAGUUGAAGGCGUCCGUCAGAUGCAUCAGAACGCGCCCCGGAGUCAGAUCGCCACGGAACGGGACCUGCAAGCUUGGAAACGAAGGGUGGUCGUGCCCGAAGUGCCGCUGAGUAUAUUUCGAAAGCUGGAAGACUAUAGAAUUGGAAAAGGUGAGGAAGAGAGAAAUCUUUAUAUAACAGAAAGAAAAAGGAAGCCUCUUCAGCUAACUCAAAAGAUGAUCUCAGUGUCUCAGUCUAGAAAACGGAUUUCUAGAUCUAAAUAUUCAGAUUAUGACAUAAAAAAUAAUUUUGGACAACUUGAAUCAUCAUCUGAAGAAGGAAAUGAAUCCCUUAACUUCAUAAGACAGGACACUUCGACUCCAGAUCAAAGUGAGGAUUCUGGCAGUUCUGAAGAAGACGAGGAAGAGGAAGAGGAAGAGGAAGAAUGGAAAAGUGAAGGGAAAAGUGAAAGUGACAGUUCCAGUGAUUCUUCAGCCAGAUACUCUGAUUGGAGGGCUGAUGUUGGCCUUAAUCUCCAGCCUCCUUUGAGAACCUCGUCUCGCCGUAGAAUUAUACGGUACUGCAGUAGCUCCGAAGAUGAAGUGUCCUUUGAGAAGUUAUCUACUCCAAAGAGAAGACGAAAGAGAAGGAAAAAAUGUAAACCUAAGAAGUCGAAUUUGCAGAGGAUGACUCCAGCUGAGCUUGCAAAUAUUGAACAUUUAUAUGAAUUUCAUCCCCCUGUUUGGAUAACAGAUACUACCCUGAGGAAAUCUCCAUUUGUUCCCCAGAUGGGUGAUGAGGUAAUCUAUUUUCGACAAGGUCAUGAAGCUUAUAUUGAGGCAGUUAGGAGAAAUAAUAUUUAUGAACUGAACCCCAGCAAGGAGCCAUGGAAGAAGAUGGAUCUCAGAGAUCAAGAAUUGGUAAAAAUAGUUGGGAUGCGGUAUGAGGUUGGUCCCCCUACACUCUGUUGCCUUAAGCUCGCUUUUAUAGAUCCAGCCACUGGAAAGCUUCUGGACAAGUCCUUCUCUCUUAAAUAUCAUGAUAUGCCAGAUGUUAUUGACUUUCUUGUACUGCGUCAAUUUUACGACGAAGCACGUCAGAGGAAUUGGCAAGCUCGUGACAGAUUUCGGUCCAUAAUCGAUGAUGCUUGGUGGUUUGGAACAGUGUUAAGUCAAGAACCCUUUCAGCCACAAUAUCCAGAUAGUCAUUUCCAGUGUUACAAUGUUAAGUGGGACAAUACUGAAAUAGAAAAGCUUAGUCCAUGGGAUAUGGAGCCAAUUCCUGAUAAUGUUGAUCCACCUGAAGAAUUGGGAGCUAGUAUCUCAGUGACUUCAGAUGAGCUAGAGAAGUUGUUAUACAAACCCCAGAUUGGUGAAUGGGGUAAAAAAUCCCGGGACGAAGAAUGUGAAAGAAUCAUCAAUGGCAUUGAUCAGCUUUUGAAUCUUGAUAUGGCUGCAGCUUUUGCAGGUCCAGUUGAUCUGUGUACAUACCCAAAGUAUUGUACAGUGGUAGCCUAUCCAACAGAUCUUUACACAAUUCGGAUGAGACUUGUCCAUCGAUUUUACAGGAGGAUUUCUGCCUUAGUCUGGGAAGUAAGGUAUAUAGAACAUAAUGCCAGAACCUUUAAUGAGCCUGAAAGUGCUAUUGCAAGAUCAGCUAAGAAGAUCACGGACCAACUUCUAAAAUUCAUUAACAAUCAAGACUGCACAAAUAUUUCUGAGUUUUAUAAUACUACUGAAGAUGACAUGCAAAGCUGCACAGAUGCUGAUGAUUUGGAUGAGCAUGAUCUUCCUAAAUCCUCUUCUGGAAGAAUAAGAGAGCAUCAUUGGAAGAAAAGGAACAGCAAUAAAACUAAAUAUGAUAAAAAUAACUGGCAGAGACAAUGUAAAGAACUAGUGGACUUAAUUUUCCAGUGUGAAGAUUCUGAGCCAUUUAGACAUCCAGUUGAUUUGGUUGAGUAUCCAGACUAUAGAGAUAUUAUAGACACUCCAAUGGACUUUGGGACAGUGAGGGAGACGCUAGAAGCAGGAAAUUAUGACAACCCGCUGGAAUUUUGCAAAGAUAUUCGAUUAAUAUUUAGUAAUGCUAAAGCAUAUACACCAAACAAAAGGUCAAAGAUUUACAGCAUGACUCUUAGAUUAUCUGCAUUAUUUGAGGAAAAAAUAAGGAGAAUUUCCUCUGAUUUUAAAAUUGGGCAAAAAUAUAAUGAAAAAUUGCGAAGAAGUCAACGGUGUAAGAAAAGGCAAGGUUCUACAUGUGGCUACCCGUCGAGCAAAUUCAGGCGAGGGAGGCACGAGCCAUCGACGUCCCAGGCCCGCGCCAGGCCCGAGGUGGAGGGCUCUCCUACUCAGUCUACCUCCAACAGGGCCGCUUGGUCUUCGAGCCAGAAGACUGCCGUGAGCUUCUCCGCCAACGGGACUUCUAGCGAUUCAUCUGACUCUUCUUCAUCAUCAUCAUCAUCGUCGUCUUCAUCGGAGAAAAGGAGACGCGCCAGACCCGCCACGCCCACCAGUUCCACCGUGUUAACUGCUUCCAGUAGUUCGGAAGAAAGUAGAGAGAACUCUGAAACUAAUAAACUCUUACUACGAAACGGGAUCAACAAAGGCAGAAGCAGAAACUUCAUUGCAACUAGAAAUAGAACUUCCCAAAGGAAAAAUGGUUCUGUCUUAGAAAAUGGUUGUGGUAGAAAAGCUAUACGCAAAAGGGUUUACUUAAGUGACUCUGAUAAUUCGGUGCCGACUAGUGAAACGAUCAAAAACAAAUCUGGAAGUCACCGCAAAAUCCCCCGCAAGUGUGCUGCUGUUGCUGCUAAUAAGAUAAAACUAAUGAGUGAUGCAGAAGAAGAUUUGAGCUCAGGAAGUAUUUGCUCUAUGAGCAAAAACAGCAGGAAAUUGCCUCACCGAAAUGCCUCUGCUGCAGCUAAAAAAAAGUUGUUGUAUAAUUCUGAGGAUGAUCAAAGUUUAAAGACAGGAAGCGAAAAAGAACUAAAACACCCAAAUCAGCCAGCACUAGAGUCGUAUUCUGGUGCUGCUCGGAAAAGCGUCCGUGAAGCUGAAAAUGGCAGUUCUGAGUCUGAAAAUAAUUCAGCGGUGUCCCAGAAGAAUUGGCAGGCUAAUGGUUAUAAAGCUCACGCUGCCACGGGAGGUCCGACAAAGUUUCCCUUAAUCGAAUCUUCUGAAGAUUCCGAAGGCUAUAAUUCAGGAAACAACAGUAAGAGAACUCCUGGUCCAUCCACUUCGACUCAGAAAUCCAAGGCCAGGAGGAGCUCUAGGGAGAAUGUGGAUUCUGAGCCAGGUGAAUGGAGUGGCCGACGGUGCAAGAGAGCGUGUGCCGUAUUCAGGAAAGCCAAAGUCCUAAGUGACUCGGAGGACUCGGCGGAGGAGCAAAGAGGCGGCAAAGAAGCCGAACUGGGGAGCACAUCUCGGAACUCGCGGGAGCUGAGGGACGCGCCUCUCGCUGUCUCCAGGCCCUAUUUGGAGCAUGAAUCUGAAACAGAUUUGGAUUCUGACCACAGUUACCGGGGCGGCGCAGGAGCCCGUAAAAGGACCGCAGAUGCCAUGACAGAUUCAGUAUCCCAAGAAAAUGGACAUAGUGGAAAAGCUUCUAGGAAAAGGAUAUGCUCCAGCGACUCAGACAGCAAUUCGGAAGAAGUUAAACCAUCAAAAGGGAAAAUUGGUUUCCGAAGGAUUCCACGAAGAUGUGCUGCAAUGGCUGCCAAUAAAAUAAGGUUAAUGAGUGAUGAAGAAGAUUUUAAUUCUGAACAUUUGUGCACCAGAAGCAACGGGUACAGGAAAAAGGCCCUUAACUGUGCUUCCACGAAACCGAAGGCUACAUCGGAUGGCUCUGAAGGAAAUGCGAGUUUAAAGAGCGAAACACUGUCCAAUGAACAGAGUACCUCUGAAGAUCAGCUCCUUGAUACUGGCUCGGAUAGUAGCAGGAAAAAUGUCGGUGAGUCUGUCCACGAGGACUUGGACUCGGAGAGCAGUCCGACGUGGCGUAGCGCUCGCCUGCAGCCCAGCAGUGCUGCAUCUCACGCAAUAAAAAAUGCUCUGCUUGAAUCUUCACAUGGAAGCUCCAAAAGCCAUCAGCCAGAAGAUGCUAAUAGCAGGAAAGGUCCUUACCAGUCGACUUUGGCACAGAGAUCCACUUCAGAGAACAGUGUUGAAGAGGAGAUGGGUUCUGGGGUAGGAAAGUGGAGAGGUAAAAGGACCCGAAGGAAAACGAGUCAGAAGGUCCUUUUCAGAAAGGCAAAGGUUCCUCGUGGUUUGCAAGACACAACAGAGUCUGAAAAGGGGAGGAAGAGAAAGUGCUCUGAAUCGGAAAUACUGGAAGCGUCUGAAAAAACAAGCAGCUCAAAGACUAGUCCCAAAUGUGAAUCAGACUUGGGAACAGAAACCGAUUCAGAUACUACCUAUAGUGAUAACGUACAAACAAACAAGAGAAAAAGGAAUAGGAAAGCAAAUGUCCUUAGAAGAGGUGGUAAUACCUUUAAAGGGAACCUGUCGAAGCCAAUGAGGUUACUGAGAAAAAGCAAGCGACCGAGGUUAAGGCUAGAUGAUAAUGACUGGGAGGAUUUGGACUAUGCAAAAACUCAAAGAGCUCCACGGCGUUCAAAAAUAAGAACAAGAAAUCAGGGUAGAAGAACUGUAAGAUACAAUUAUGGGGAUGAUGACAGAGUUUUAGAUGUAGAAAAUGUUUUUGAUACAGGUGAUUGCACCUUAUGACCUUGAGGAAAACCAGUUCAUUUUUUAGAGGAAUUGAACUGGAAUUCGUGGUGAAUUUUGGCUGUUCCGGUGAUUUUUUUUUUUUUUUGGUUCUAUGAUUCAGGGAAUAUAUUUAUAUUUUUCUAUGAAAAAGUUAUGAAUGUCACUAAAUCAUGACUGUCCUUUUCCUUAUUUUUCUUUGACUUUGCUUAGGUAGCAGCAUUUAGCACAGGUGCCAAAAUAAGUUUCAUUUGGGGGCAGCUCUCAAUUUUGACUCUAUGUGACUACAUACAGCAAGACUAUAAAGUCUGUUUUAUGUCUAUAAUAAACACUAGACAGCUGACUAGUAUUAAAUGAUCAUUAUUUUCACAGUACAAGUUAACACUUUGCAUAUAGUUACUACUUUAUUAAAUUCUUCAGUAGGUCUUAGUUUCUGUUCUCGUUUGGGUAACAAUUUCACGUGAGGGUUUACAGAUAACUCUUCACGAGAGCAGACUGACAUUAAGAUCAUGGGAAGAGGAACUCUUGACUAGGUAGACUGAUCCUUUAACCAUUUUGUUUUGGUUCUUGUUAGAAACUCUUCUUGCCACCGCAGUUCAAUACAGAAUAUCAGCUUGA
Monodelphis domestica (gray short-tailed opossum) is the source of this 9338-nucleotide messenger RNA. RefSeq names its product bromodomain and WD repeat domain containing 1 (gene BRWD1). NCBI's taxonomy places the organism in Eukaryota, Metazoa, Chordata, Mammalia, Didelphimorphia, Didelphidae. The record is from RefSeq and is a predicted model, not a curated record. Gene Ontology annotation, biological process: regulation of cell shape; cytoskeleton organization; regulation of transcription by RNA polymerase II. Gene Ontology annotation, cellular component: nucleus. Gene Ontology annotation, molecular function: protein binding.